Cryptomeria japonica (Japanese cedar) is the source of this 3002-nucleotide messenger RNA. RefSeq names its product disease resistance protein RPV1-like. The record is from RefSeq and is a predicted model, not a curated record. The transcript has 3 exons. Bases 42 to 3002 code for a protein of 986 amino acids. Gene Ontology annotation, molecular function: ADP binding. NCBI's taxonomy places the organism in Eukaryota, Viridiplantae, Streptophyta, Pinopsida, Cupressales, Cupressaceae. Gene Ontology annotation, biological process: signal transduction; defense response.
AUUCUACUUCUGCUGGAUCCUCCUCAGUGCCUACCAUUGUCAUGUACAAUCCACCCACAACUAAACUUGUCUUCCAAAGCGAUAAGAGCUCUCACGUGUUUUUGAGCUUCAGGGGACCAGAUGUCAGAAAGACUCUGGUUGAUCAUCUCUAUCAAGCUCUCUCCGCAGCAGGAUUAGUUGUCUUCUUAGACAGUGAAAAACUGGAAAAGGGGGAAAUAAUUGGGUUGAGCUUGGAAAAAGCAAUCGAGAGCAGUGUCAUACGCAUUCCUAUAUUUUCCCAAGGCUAUGCGGACUCGGCUUGGUGUCUCAAGGAGGCCGCUGCAAUGUUGAGGACCCCUGGUUUGAUUAUUCCCCUGUUUUACCAUGUGGAUCCAACUCAUGUUAGAUACCCUGAAAACGAGUCCAGUCCGUAUAAGGAAUCAUUCCUCAAACAUUAUGGCCGUUCAGAUCGAUACCCAAGAGGAGAGAUUGAUGGGUGGAAGAAGGCCAUUCUACAGAUCUGCUCUCGCUCAGGAUGGUCCAUGGAUAUAACUCAAGGCUAUGAAGCUCGGCUAGUAAAGACUCUGGUGAAUGACAUAAUUAGGACAUUGGAUAGAGUGCCGUUACAAGUUGCCAAGUAUCUAGUAGAAUUGGACAAUGUGAAGAAUGUGUUCAUUCAAAAAUUAAAUCUAAAUUCAGUGGAUGAUGUGGUUAAAAUUGGAAUAUGGGGUAUUGGUGGUAUUGGCAAGACAACAGUUGCAAAGGCUGUCUACAAUCAAAUUUAUUCUGAUUUUGAAGCUGCCUCCUUCGUAUUUAAUGUCCGUACCAAUGCUGCAGAUUCCAUAGGCCUCACAAAUGUACAGAAACAACUUCUGGAAGAGCUAACUAGAUAUGAUGGAAAAGUGCACAGUGUUGACAAGGGCAUAUCUUUGUUUAGAGAUCGUUUGAGAGGAAAACGUCUCCUACUUAUUUUGGAUGAUGUGGAUACUAUUGUACAAUUGAAUUCUUUGGUUGGGGAUUGGCUAGUUCCUGGCAGCCGAAUUAUUAUAACAUCCAGAGACAAACACAUUCUCAAUGUUGUUGGGAUUCCAUCCUCAUGCAUCCAUGAGAUGAUUGGAUUGGAGAUAAAUGAAGGUCUCCAAUUAUUUAGUUGGCAUGCCUUUCUUAGAACAUCUCCAAGUCCUAGUUAUGAAGAUCUGACUAAAAGAAUAGUGAAAGCUUAUCAGGGGCAUCCUCUUUCUUUGGAAGUCAUUGGAUCCUACUUAUACAAUAAGCAGGAUAACAUAGGUUGUUGGACUGAUGCUCUUCGAAACAUUAUUCUCAACCCAGAGAUUCAUGAAAGACUCUACAUCAGUUAUAGCGCUCUUAGUGAUGAUGAAAAAGAAAUGUUUGUCGACAUUGCCUGCUUCUUUAUUGGGGAAAACAAAAGAUUUCCUAUUGUUCUCUGGAAAUCCUUGUACAAGAUGGUAGACAGUGCUGUAUGUUAUCUUUCGAUGAAAUUACUAAUAAAGAUUGAGGACAGAGGUAUAUUUGAUAUGCAUGACCAUUUGCAAGACAUGGGGCGGUUGAUUGCUGAAAAAGAAAAAAGGGGUACCCGACUAUGGGAGAAAGAGGGUACUCGACUAGAGAAGGCUGCCCAUUCAAGCACCAUAUCCAACAUCAAUUUCUCUCGCCUUCGGCUCAAUGGAGGCAAUCUACAAAGGCUUAAAAUGAUGUGCAGACCUGGACUUUGCUAUCUUCAUUUGCAGAAUAUGCCCAUUGAUGUCCUGACAGAAGACACGAUGGCUAUGCUUCCUAAGAGUUUGAUAUGGUUAAAGUUAGAAGAUUGUACCUUUGCAGUUGGGAAGAAUAGAGCACUGAAGGAGAUCCUUAUAGCAAUAAGAAAGAUAGAUAGAGCACUAAGGAAACUGCGUCACUACAUAAUUGCUGGCAAUAUUAGGCAAUUGAAGAUUAUGCAACUAAAUGACUGCCAUUUCUUCGACACCCUUUCUGUCUCCUCCAUAUUUUCACUUCUUAAUAUACAAUUGCUACAACAUUUGUACUUGAAAGGGUGUGAAGGCUUAAAUAACUUCCCUGACACUAUUGGCAACCUAUCACAGCUGCAUCACUUGGAAUGGUAUUAUUGUGAAGGUUUAAAUAACCUUCCUCACACCAUUGGCAACCUGUCACAACUGCGGAGCUUGUACUUGGAAGGGUGUGAUAGGUUACAUAAUCUCCCUCGUACCAUUGGUAACCUGUCACAGCUUCAACAGUUGAACUUGAGAUGGUGUGAUAGAUUAAAUUAUCUUCCUGGUACUAUUGGUAAUUUAUCACAACUGCAACAUUUAGAUUUGGGAAGGUGUGAAAGCUUAAAUAAUAUUCCUUGCACCAUUGGCAACUUAUCACAGUUGAAACACUUGAAUUUGAUAGGCUGUAAAAGCUUAAACAACCUCCCUUAUGCCAUUGGCAACUUGUUAGAGCUGCAGCUCUUAGAUUUGGGGAGAUGUGAAAGCUUAAAUAACCUUCCUGAUAGCAUCGGCAAUCUCUCACAACUGCAAUGCUUGUGUGAAAGAUUAAACAACCUUCAUCAUACCAUUGGCAAUUUGUCCCAGUUGCAACACUUGAAUUUGAGAUGGUGUGAUAAGUUAAAUAAUCUCCCUGAAACCAUUGGCAACCUGUCACGACUGCAGCACUUGAACUUGGAAGGAUGUGAUAGGUUAAAUAACCUUCCUGAUAGCUUUGGCAAUCUAACACAGCUUAAACAAUUGAACUUGGAAGGAUGUGAUAGAUUAAAUAGCCUCCUUGCUACCAUUGGCAACUUGUUAGAGCUCCAGCACUUAAAUUUGAAGGAGUUUAUAACUUUGAAUAAUCUACCUCAUACCAUUGGCAACCUAUCACAGCUGCAGAUCUUGGACUUGAAUGGGGGUGCAAGUUUAAAUAACCUCCCCAGUACCACUGCCAUUCUGUCACAGCUGCAGUACUUUGACUUUGAAAUGCUUCCUCACACUAGUGUCUAUCCAGAAAACCGGGCGCUCUUUGAUUGA